CCGGCCGCAACCCGGUUGUAGGGGACGCCAGCGAUGGCGUUCUGGGGCACCGCCGUAAAGCCAGGCACCUGGACGCAGGGGAAGGCUCCUGAAGGCGAAAUAUUGCACGUGUCGCAGGCCUGCCUCCACGAUCCGAAGCCGGGCAAGACUUACUUACAGAUACAGGUGAGCGGUACGACCUACACAGUUGCCUGCCUGGAAAAGGACAAGAGAGAGCACGAUGCACUGGAUGGGGACUUGAUGUUUGCGCCAGAGGACGCGCCGAAGUUCUGUGCUAAAGGAAGCAGCGAAAUUCACCUUGUUGGCUACGUGGAACCCGAGCAGGCGAGCGACGAGGAGGCCGCCGAGGCCGCGGUGGCGCCAAAGGCGGCCGCCCCGAAGGCGAGCGCCUCGCCCAAGAUGCUGGCGGCGGCGGCCGCCAAGGCAUCGCCCAAGGCGGCUCCAGCCCCGUCUCCGAAGGCGGCGCCGGCGGCCUCGCCGAAGGCGGCGGCCAAGGCCUCCCCGAAGCUUGCAGCCAAGAAGGCGGAGGCCCCCGCCGAGGAGGACGACAGUGCGGAGAGCAUAAUCCUCGAGGGCGAGGAGGGCGAGGAGGAGGAGCCGCGGGUCAAAGAUCCUGUCGUAGAUGCGGACGAGGGGCCUAAGAAGGGCAAGGCUGCCAAAGCCGACGCCAAGGAGGCGGGCAAGCGCAAGGCGCCCGCGGAGGCGGCAGGAGGCCCAGCGGCAAAGAAGGCGAAGGACGACACAGAGCCGCUGAAGCCUGACGAGAGCGAGUACGUGCAGAAAUUGGUGGCCUACCUCAAGACCAAUGGCAAGACAAACGUGAGCCUCCUGGGCUCAAAGGUCCAGCGGCCUAAGAGCUUGCCCAAGCUCAAGGACAUUCUUAACAAGCACACCGCCAAGUUCAAGGCCGCGGGCUCAGGUCACGGGGGACUCGGUGGAGGCCCCGCGGCCCGCGGCGCGCCUUGCGGGUCGCCGGGCGCGGUCGGGGAUGUCAGCACCGGCCUGGCUCAAGCGAAAUAUCCUCACACCCUGACCGUCGGCCAGUUUCUGACCAUCUUGCCAGCGCCCUCACCGCACACUCUUUGUCAGUGCUGCGCCAUGGCCGGGAUGGACAUCGAGGCCGAGGGAUCCAGCGUCACGCAGGGCAUGUUUGAUCUGAACAUGGCAGCUGCGCCUGGCACCCAGGUCGCCGCCGCACCAGCGCCCACAGCCGUCGUCGAGACGCCCUCGGCUUUCGCGGCUCUGAUCGAGCAUGAGAUGCUCGCGCAUUUCGAGCUCAUCCAGGCGGCGCAGUCGAUCAACGGCCGCACCGUCGUCCCACGCUCCCUGGACACGAAGAUGGAGUUCGACCACGUCCUGCAGGCGCUCGCGUGCGCCGCGGACGCUGCCGAGCCUUGGAGCGUCCUCGGGUUGGCACCUUCGGAGGGCCCCGACAUCUCGUUGAACGCCAUUGGGACGCGCCUCCGCUUCGUCAAGCUGCUGGCCUCAGUGAUAAACGGUGCAAGCUGGCCUGAGCAGUACAAAUCCGACGCCCUCACGUCCGUGCAGAAGAUCUCCAACGCCGCCGAGGCCUGCUUCGACUCCUUCGACGCGUGGGUCCGGGAGAGGAAGCGUGCACGCCCCUCCAAACUCCCCCUCUGGAGGGAGCUGGGCAGUCGCGCUCUGAAGGUUGUGCUCGACACCGCACCUUUGGGGACGGAGCUGGUGGGCACCCAGUGGUCGAACCUGCAAGGCGCUGCGGGAGAGUCGGCGGACCCCCGGUACAGUUCCAGAGAGCCGACUGUCGCAGUGGCCCGCCUACUGGCCGAUCUCGCGGAGAAGGGGGGCCCCGCCUUCUGGGACGCCGUGAAGGUCCCGCGCGAUUGCAUCCGCUUCUUCGUGCCGCUGGAUUUGCACCCUGGCUGCGCCGGCGUCGAGUCCAUCUGCGACUUGUGGUGGCGCGAUCUCUCGGGCGACAAGUGGCCUGGCAUGGCCCUUAACGUCGACAUUCACCCACGACCGUUCGAGUUCAUCUCCCCUGGCCCUGCGGGUCCCCGUCGCGAGCUGCGCGGCCUGGCGAUCUUCGCGGUCUCCUCUUCGCUGCUUUGCCGGGCGCCGCGCGUCCGCGACCUGGGGGCGCCCAUCUUGGCGGUGGCCGCGCUGCCGACGUGCAUUAUGGUCUUCCCUUCCGCCGUCGGCCCGCAGGAGACGCCCAGCGGCCGCGUCGAGAUGCGCUUCGCCACCCGCGCGCCCCUCGUAGUCGAGGUGGGCCAUGCGGGCGCCAUCGGCGCGUUCUGCAACGUGUGUUCGGGGGCCCUCUUCUUCGCCAAGUCCGCUGUCCUCCUCGCCGCGGAGGCCGCCCCCGAGACCUGGCAGGCCGCCGUGGACGCAAUGCUGCAGAACGGCCCCGACUCCGCGGAAUUCAAGCUCAAGCGCCGCCCCUCCCGCCAUGGAGGUUGGCAGUUUGCCGCCCCGUCGGCCCUCCAGGCUCGACUGGCGGCCGCGCGCCAUGCGAGGCAGACGAGAGGAGGCGCUGCGAGCCUCCAGGCCGUCGCGGACGUCGAGAUCAAGGGCCGCCUGCAUGCGGGCGAGCAUGCGCUGGUGCAGCCCCUCAUGCAGCACCGGGCCCUGCAGGCUGGGCUCCACCUCGCGGAGCAGUCCACCACCGGGGGCCCCAAGACGAGCUCUUGGAAGUGGUUGUCGGCUUCGGACCCUUCCGCGCCACCAGGCCGCGCGAGGCUGUUCUUGAGAGACCUCUCGGAAGUUCGGGCGGUCCGCGACGAGCUCCAUGACGGGGGCGCCCGGGUGGGCAUGGGCACUUUCAGAGCGUUUGUGCACAACGACCUGCGAGACCAGGUUGGGGGCGCAGACGCCGCCUCAUGA
Prorocentrum cordatum is the source of this 2862-nucleotide messenger RNA. Lineage: Eukaryota; Dinophyceae; Prorocentrales; Prorocentraceae. The record is from the annotation of a GenBank genome assembly.